AUGUCCUCUCCUCUUGGUCUCGCCGUCGUCGGAACAAACUGGAUCACAAAUUCUUUUGUGCAAUCCUGCCAUGAGAGCAAGUUGUACCAGCUCAGUGCAGUCUACUCCAGAAAGCUCGAGACAGCACAAAAGUUUAUUUCUGAGACACCGUCCGUCAAAGAUGCCUCGUCCGUCACAGUAUACGACAGCUUGGAUACCAUGUUCUCCCAGGAUCCAAAGAUCGAUGUAGUAUACAUUGCAUCGCCAAACUCGCUGCACUAUGAGCACGGUUUGAAGGCGCUGGGUGCUGGCAAGCAUGUCAUCAUGGAAAAGCCUUUCGCUUCCAACAUGAAGGAACUCGAUGCUCUUUACGAACUGGCUGAUUCGAAAAAUCUCUUUAUCCUGGAGGCCUACCGACACAUCCAGGAGCCCAACUUCAAGACGCUGCAGAAGCUACUUGAUGAUGAAAAGACCAGGACAGAAAAGUUCGGCAAGAUCUACGGCGCCAGUCUGUCCAUGGCGGUGUACUCCUCGCGUGUUGGUCAGAUCACCGAGGACAAUAUUCCGAACGUUGUCUCGCCAAAGUUCAGCGGAGGAAGCCUUUGGGAUAUGGGAUGCUAUGUCGUGACAUUCGCUCUCCGUCUAUUCGGAACACCUGCGAACCAGUCAUACUUCCCUGUGAUUCUUCAAACCGGUGUCGACGGCGGUGGUCCGAUCAUUCUCCAAUACACCCCAGAGACUUCAAAGCACAGUCAAAAGUUCACAGUGCACGCCCAUACAAGCAAGAUCUAUACCUCUUCUGCGCCGACUGAGAUCUACUGCGAGAAAGGGACCAUCAAGAUCGAAGGCAGCCAAGCUUCCAACGCCACGGAUAUUAGUACCAUGGAGUUUACUCCUCGAGGAUCCAAAGAGUCGGAGGAGUUGGGUAAUACCAAGCCGGAGUACACUGACAUGCUGAACUUAACUUGGGAGGCAAAUGAAUUGGGCCGUAUCAUUCAGGAGGGGGAUAAAAAGGCGGAGGCAGAUUUGAGGGCGCUCAGUCGCAGUGUGCUGACUGUGAUGGAGGAUAUGCGAAAGCAAAAUGGGAUCGUGUUCGAUUGCGAGCGAUAA
Messenger RNA from Fusarium sp. VM40, 1089 nucleotides. Lineage: Eukaryota; Fungi; Ascomycota; Sordariomycetes; Hypocreales; Nectriaceae. The record is from the annotation of a GenBank genome assembly.